AUGUCUAACAUAUCAGGCCCAGAAAGACCAAAAGUUGAUGGCGGAUUUGAAAGAGAUUCUAGAGAAGAUAUUCUCAAACAAAUAAAUAAAGUUCCUUUAUUCAUGACAGAAUUACCAGAAGAAGAAAAUGAUGCACUUGCGGCUUUACAAUCUUUAAUUUACGAGAGUCCACCUGAAGGGAAUGAAUGUUUUAAAAUUAGAAAAUCACAAUAUCAAGAUGUGAUAAAUUUUUACACGAAAGUAUUAGAAACAAAUUGUCAAGACAAUAAAAUUAUUAAAGCAUGUUUAACAAAUCGUGUAGCUGUUAAUUUAGAAUUGCAAAAUUAUUGUAAAGUUCUUACAGAUUGUGUGAAAGCCAUUAAAUUAAAUCCUCAAAAUAUCAAGGCAUUUUAUUGUUCUGCAAAAGCUUUAUAUGCACUUGAUAAAAUUGAUCAAGCUUUAGAUUGUUGUGAACAUGGAAUUGAAAUAGAGCCAAAUAACUUAGCUUUACAACAAUUAAAAGAGACUUGUAUUAAACAAAAGGAGAUAUUGGAUCAAAAGGCUAAAAUUAAAGAAGAGCGUGAACGAAAGGAACGAGAGAAAAAAAAGGCAUUAGAGAAAGCUAUAAAGAUGCGUAAUAUUAAAAUGGAAACAACACCCAAUACACCGAUAUCACCUCAUUCAGUACAUCUAGAUACAGAAACUCAACAAUUAAUUUGGCCCGUUUUUUUCCUAUAUCCAGAACAUAAGGAAUCAGAUUUUAUUGAAGCAUUUAAUGAAGGAAAUACAUUUUUAGAUCAUCUUGAAGUGAUUUUUGAACAACCAGCACCUUGGGACAUUGAACAUAAAUAUACACCAAAUAAUAUACAAAUUUACUACGAAUAUACGUUAUCAACAGGAAAUGAAGAGAAACAAAAGUUAAUCAGAAUUGGCAAGAAUUGCAUCUUAAAAGAAGUAUUGUCACAUCCAAAAUAUGUAGUAAAAAAUGGUAUUCCUAGUUUUAUCAUUUUACAACAAGGAAAGUUUCAAGAGGAAUUUUUGGCAAAAUAUAAGGUUAAUUAA
This is a messenger RNA of Dentiscutata heterogama, 1041 nucleotides long. NCBI's taxonomy places the organism in Eukaryota, Fungi, Glomeromycota, Glomeromycetes, Diversisporales, Gigasporaceae. The record is from the annotation of a GenBank genome assembly.